GGCCGCACGCAGCUACCGAGCCGCUCUGGCCGCGGCCCGCCGCCUCUUAAAGGGAGGGAGCCGGCCCUUAAAGGCCCCUCGCGCGCGGCGCACGGCGGCCCCGUUCCCGGCAGGGGCCCGCCGAGCCAGGCCGAGCCCACGCGGCGCCCAGGCGCGGCCCGGGGCCCUCCCGCCCUCCGCGCCGCCGCCGGGAGCGGCCUUUUUAUUCAGGCGACGCUUAAGGGAGCCCGGCGGCGCCCGGUGCAUUGUGGGAGCGGCGGAGUCCCGUUCGCGGGAGGAGGCGGAGGGCGCAAAGCGAACCGGUGAAGUGACUCGUUUUCCUGUAAUGCUGCCGGCUAGAAGAACGUUUGGGACUUUUUACUCAAGAUGGCACUGUGUCCUGUGGAUCUGUAAAGAAACCAGCCGCAUAGGAGAGGGAGGGGAGGAACCCAGCGGUUAGGUGUGUGAGCCCGAGAACCAUGUCUGCGCGGGAGUCCUUUAACCCGGAAAGUUAUGAAUUGGACAAGAGCUUCCGGUUAACCAGAUUCACUGAACUGAAGGGCACCGGCUGCAAAGUGCCCCAAGAUGUCCUGCAGAAAUUGCUGGAAUCCUUACAGGAGAACCACUUCCAAGAAGAUGAGCAGUUUCUUGGAGCAGUUAUGCCAAGGCUUGGCAUCGGGAUGGAUACCUGUGUCAUUCCUUUGAGGCAUGGCGGUCUUUCCUUGGUCCAAACCACAGAUUACAUUUAUCCCAUCGUUGAUGACCCUUACAUGAUGGGCAGGAUAGCCUGUGCCAACGUCCUCAGCGACCUCUACGCCAUGGGGGUCACAGAAUGCGACAACAUGCUGAUGCUCCUUGGAAUCAGCAAUAAGAUGACCGACAGGGAAAGGGAUAAAGUGAUGCCCCUAAUUAUACAGGGUUUUAAAGAUGCAGCAGAGGAGGCCGGAACAUCUGUAACCGGCGGCCAAACAGUGCUAAAUCCCUGGAUUGUUUUAGGAGGUGUGGCUACAACUGUCUGUCAGCCCAACGAAUUUAUCAUGCCAGAUAACGCAGUGCCAGGCGAUGUGCUUGUGCUGACCAAGCCCUUGGGGACGCAGGUGGCUGUGGCCGUGCACCAGUGGCUGGACAUUCCUGAGAAGUGGAAUAAAAUCAAGCUGGUGGUCACCCAGGAGGAUGUGGAGCUGGCGUACCAGGAGGCGAUGAUGAACAUGGCCAGGCUCAACAGGACAGCGGCGGGACUCAUGCACACAUUCAACGCCCACGCGGCCACCGACAUCACGGGCUUCGGGAUCCUGGGCCACGCACAGAACCUGGCCAAGCAGCAGAGGAAUGAGGUGUCCUUUGUGAUUCACAACCUCCCAGUCCUGGCCAAGAUGGCAGCCGUGAGCAAGGCCUGCGGGAACAUGUUUGGCCUCAUGCACGGGACCUGCCCAGAGACAUCAGGAGGCCUUCUAAUCUGUUUACCGCGUGAGCAAGCAGCUCGGUUCUGCGCAGAGAUAAAGUCCCCCAAAUACGGUGAAGGCCACCAAGCAUGGAUUAUUGGGAUCGUGGAGAAGGGUAACCGCACGGCCAGGAUCAUCGACAAACCCCGGAUCAUCGAGGUCGCGCCCCAGGUGGCCACCCAGAAUGUGAACCCCACACCUGGUGCCACCUCUUAAUCUAGGCCGAGGCAGCUGUGUGGUUUUGUUUUAAAUAGCUCUAUUUCCUCUAUCAUCAUUUCAAUUAAAGACUAUAAACAACAGUGAAAAAAAUCUCAUUGUGUCUACACAUCUGGUGACCUUAGGUCGAUUUGUGAGUGGAUGCAAUUAAUCAAAUAAAAUCCAUUGCCUUUUUUUCCCGUUACAUUAACUGAAGAUGCACCUAAUCUUGAGGCAGCUUCUGAGUUGAGAAUUAUAUUGUUAUCCAAUACUGUUGAUUCAUUUUGAAUCUUUAGACACUUAUCUCUUGCCGAGUAGGCUCUUUUUAAAGGUGCUUUCACGUAGCACAGACAUUACCCACUGUAGUGUCAAAUAGCAGUUUGUGUCUUUUCAUUUUGUGUAUAUUUAUCAUUAUCAGUCUGAUCCUUUUUGAAGCGUCUGGAAGGGUAUUCUGGAAAGACAGAAUUGGUGAGUGAGUGACAAAAUGGUAUCCCAGGAGCGAGAGGGUUGCAUGAGUCCUUUGAGUCUUCUAAUUCCAUAGCAUCUCUUCGACCCAAGAGUGCAUUCAGUUAAACCAGGCAAGUGCUUAACUCUGCAUGGGAAGCACUUUGAAGACAAAAAAGAAAUGUUACUUCUUUUUUUUGUAGCCUUCCUAAUACUUACAGUAAUAUCAUUAACUGUUUUCUUUACCAAUAGCAAAAAAGGACACUUUCUGCAAUGUAAUUAGAUGUUCGAUAGCGCAGCAAGGAAUUGCCCUCCGAAAGGGGGUUCAUGUAUAAUACUCAUUUACAAGUCAACAUAUAAUUAGCUACACAAAUAAUUUUUAAAUAUAAUCAAAAAUAAAGACUGUUCUGUGGAUAGUAGUGUUUAAUACAUUUUAUAUUUUGUAUGGUGAUUUCAGGCCUUUUGAUUUCUUCAAAUCAGCAGCUGUUUAGCCUGAUCCUUAGCGUUAUCUUGUCCUUUGCACCAUUACUUUUCCGUGCACGCUUCCUGUGAUCUGUGUGGAAACGCGUAUUGCCAGCUGUGCAGCUCGGGCGUCAACUUGUUAUUCAAAUAAAUAUUUAAUUUUUGUUAUUGCUCUUGUAUAA
This is a messenger RNA of Mesoplodon densirostris (Blainville's beaked whale), 2704 nucleotides long. It is a transcript of the gene SEPHS1, whose product is annotated as selenophosphate synthetase 1. The record is from RefSeq and is a predicted model, not a curated record. Gene Ontology annotation, cellular component: cytoplasm. The transcript is spliced from 10 exons. Gene Ontology annotation, biological process: L-selenocysteine biosynthetic process. Gene Ontology annotation, molecular function: selenide, water dikinase activity; ATP binding. The coding region runs from base 459 to 1637 and encodes 392 amino acids. NCBI's taxonomy places the organism in Eukaryota, Metazoa, Chordata, Mammalia, Artiodactyla, Ziphiidae.